UGGCUUGGCCGCUCCCCUACUGCGCAUGCGCCGAGGGUCAGCGCCGGGCGCUGCCGCCCCUCCUGCUGGUGCCGUCCGUCCGUUAGCGCGGGGCUGGCGAGAUGAGCACGCGCUCCCUCUCCAAGGGCUGCUUUGUUUUUAAACCAAGUCCCAAGAGGAGAAAGGUGUCUCGAACAACAGCUGACUAUUUCAGAGAAGGAAACAGUGAUUUGGAGGACAGUGAGCUACGGUUUGCUACUUGCCAGUCAUUACAGAAACAGGUCAAAUCAGAAACAGAGCAAAUAGAGGAAGAAUUGAAUGAACAGUUAUUUGAUAACCUAGUGAGUUUUUUGAGGCGGUCUCAUUCUGCAUUCCAAGAGAAGACAACAGAAUGGACGUGGCGGACGAAGUCCAGAGAAAUCCCUACUGCGGCUCUUGUCUUAGGUGUGAAUGUUACAGAUCACGACUUCACCUUUAGAAGUCUCUCAGAAGUCCUUCAGAAUAAUGUCACUCCUUACAUAGCGUUGCUGGAAGCCAAAGAUUGCCCAGGCAUAAAAAAUCUGAUGCAGAAGCUGUUGGGACAGCUGAUGAACUGCUGUAUAGAUGUGGGCUCAUCAGAAGAGGAGGACUAUGAACAGGUUUCUCAUACUAGAGUACGUUGUUCGAUGACUUCUCUUAUCAACUGGUAUGAGAGUGCAACAAAGAGAACAGAUUCUGAGACUCCAGGCAAAAAAAGAACAUCUUCCAGACACUGGCAGUCUCCUCCAGUUGUUGUUAUCUUCAAAGACAUGGAAAGUUUCACCACGAAAGUACUUCAGGACUUUGUGGUUAUCAGCAGUCAGCAUAUUGGUGAAUUUCCUCUUGUACUGAUUUUUGGAAUCGCUACAUCUCCAAUGAUUAUCCACAGCUUACUUCCUCACUCUGUUUCCUCUCUGCUGUGCAUAGAGCUUUUCCAGUCCCUUUCCUGUAAGGACCACCUAUCUACUAUAAUUGACAAGGUACUUCUAACAACCCAGUUUCCACUUAAACUGAGUGAGAAAGUUCUGCAGGUUCUCAUCAACAUAUUCCUCUACCAUGAUUUUUCUGUCCAGAAUUUUAUCAAAGGAUUUCAGCUCUGUAUUGUGGAGCACUUCCAUUCCAAUCCUCUUAGUAUACUGUGUUGCCAGCUGGAAGAAGCAAAGAGGAGAGUAAAUUCUUUAUCACAUAAUCAGUGUGAAAACGUUCGAAGACUGCCCUCUUUUAGAAGGUAUGUGGAAAGUCAAGUCUCAGAGAAACAGAUUGCACUGCUGACAGCAGACAGUUCCUUAAAGGAAGCAGUGCGGAAGCUGCUAGAGGACUUGAAUGUUUACCAUGAAAAUUAUUUUCCCAUUCUGAGAUGUCUUCAUGUUUUCACGUCUUCUCUUCCAAAGUAUCCUUUGGGCAAGCAGAUCAGGGAACUGCACUGUGCAUGUUUGGAAAACCGAGUGUGGGAGACAGAGGAGUAUGAGUCAUCACUUCAGUUAGCAAGGAUGUUGAAUAAGUCUGAUUUGGUAACCAUGCUUCAAAAGUGUGUGGAAAUUCUUGUGUCAUCUCCUGGAAGGGAGUUUGAUGAGAUAGUAGAGAGGCUGAAGGAGUUCUUGACCCAGUUUCAGAAACUAGAAGCAGAAACUUACCAAGAACGAGAUGAGUCUGUAUCGCCACAAAAAGAGCUCCAGAAGAAGACAAAUCUUUAUAAUCUUCAGAAGACUUUGUUGGAGUUGAAGGAAUCAAGGCGGUCUAAGAAACUGACCAAGUUUGAAAUGCUUCGUUUUGAAGUUGUUGACUAUAUAGACAGUCUUGUAAGACGUUACCUUGUUCCAGCAGACCACAAGACUCUGCAUGAGAUUGUGUAUUUCAACACAGCCAGUGUUCUCCGUGAGCACUUGAAUGCUGCCCCAAGGAUUGCACUGCACACAGCUUUGAAUAACCCGUACUCUUACCUGAAGAGUGAAGCACUGAAAAGUGAUGGAGGAAGCAUUUCUAACAAAGCCCCUGACAUAUGCAUUGCCUACAAGCUUCAUUUGGAGUGUGGCAGAUUGAUUAACCUUGUGGAUUGGUUAGAGGCUUUCUCCACUGUGGUGACGGCAGCUGAGGGACCGACUGCAGAUGUAGCUUCCUCAGACCAGGUGGAUGAUGUUAUACACGCUCGUUUUAUUCGAGCUGUUUCUGAACUGGAACUCCUGGGCUUCAUAAAGCCCAGCAAGCAGAAAACUGAUCACGUGGCACGGCUGACCUGGGGAGGCUGUUAAUGUGCCACCACAACCUUAAUAAAGCUGUUCUUUGUAACCUGGUGCAAUGGCUGUGCUCCCACUAAACCAGUCUUUGUGUAAUUGAGUCAAUGUUGGGGAUGACUGAAUGCUGAGUUGUGUUCUGAGUGCUCGGAGGAACUUCAGUAACCAUUUUGUUUUUAAACUGCUGCCUCCAUACUGUAAUGUACUGCUCAUGAUCCAAGUACUGCAGCGUUGCACUCCUUUUAAUCAUCUUUGAUGUAUGAUAGUUAAUGCUAUACUGAUAUAAUUCAGGCUACCAAGCCAAAAUGAGAACAGUGGAUGUGUCAGCUGCAGCAGUGAUGAAGCAGCAGCAUUAACUUGCUCAUGAUCUGAUAGUAAUUGAAUCAUCAUUAUAAAAUGCAUUCCAGAUCCCUGAACUAUACAUUUAAACUCAGUACAUUAAAAAAAAAGACACCAAGCUCCCACCCUCAGCAGCUGCUCUGUGUCCUUCAACCCAGAAGUCAUCAUAGCACCUUGAAGAACUUGAUCAGGAAGAAGAGGAAGGGAUGGAAUUAUGAGAAUACAGGUGUUUGUUCUCUGCAAAGAAAAGCAAGCUGACCAGCACUAGCUGAUUUGCUGUCGGGAAUUUGUGUCAUCUGAGCAGGAGCCCUGGCACUGCCCAAGUGACCCCUUUUUUCUUUGCCAUGCACCAGCUAUGCUGCACAUCUUACAUGUCAAGCUUUAACUCUACUCACUCAAAUUUGGGCAGCAAAUGUGUUCAUGUUGAUGUCAUUGUCCCAUUUUCCAAUCAUGGAAAAACUCUUCCAAUUGAACAAGGAAAAAGCUGCUUUUUCCUUCAGAACAGGGUGAAUGCAGGGUGAAUGUCUGCUAUGCAUGAUAAACUGGUCCCCAGGCUGCAGGAGUUCAGCUGUAUGAGAGGAGCCUUCAGCUCAGCCUUUAUCACCUAGCAAAGGGCUGCAUUGUUAGAAAAAUUUAGACUGUGCUAAGCUGAAUGGUAAUUACUCAGCUUAUUGCAAAAGACUAUUUCACCAAAGAACACCUUCCAGACUCUCAGCUGAGUGCCUCUGCUUUCCUUUGGCUGGAGGUAUGUAAGUGCUGCACUGGGUGCUGACAUUCAGCUGUCACUGGAAUCCUGAUGCUUCCCCUUUGGCUGCACUGUACUUCAGCCUUCUUCAUUCUCACAGCAAUUGGGAACAAUAGCACAGAGCUCUGAAGUUUGAAUCACAUGAGUAAAAUACAGCUGUGCAAGAGUGGAUGAGCACUAUACAGAGGCCCACUGGGGAGGGUGCCCACAGGCAUGCCCUGUACCUGGGGCACAUGGCACUGUUCAGGUAUCAACUGAUCUACUCUAUUUAGGUAAGUCCUGUCACAAAAACCUAGAACUUAACUUCUAUCCGCUCCUGGGAAAUAGUUUAUGUUAAAGUAUCCUGAGAAAGAACAAGAGCCACAUAUUUUUGAGUUUUUCUAACUGCAGAGACACAAGUAAUGCUUCCUGCUGUACAUAUGUUCUGAAUGGUGUCAAGAAAAAUUAAAUGGCUGAGCAGGAGUCAUCAGCCUUUAUAAUCCUAAUCCUGCAAUGUAGGAAACACCUCAACAAAAACUCAAAGCAAGAAUUUCUAGGAUCUCAUGGAGCAAUUGAAAUUCCCUCGCUCUCUCCCGCCAAAUCAACUCAGAGCCCAAGCUGGGGGCACCAGCCAUGCUCUGUGGCCUUUGUACUAGUGAGAUUUCCACGUAGAAAGGAAAUUUCAGUAGUUGUGGAAUGCUGUGUAAGCAUUUUGUGUUCUCAACCUGACCUAUUUAUCUUGCAAGUACACUUGAACACUGGAAGUGAGCAGCAGAACAGCCCAACAUCUGACUGCUCAGCAGGACGUGCAGCCAAGCGCACCUCACACUGCCUGCAACCUGCCACCUUAUGUAGCCAAACCCAAGACUGGGCCCCAACAGCUCACUUUCAGACCUAAAGAGCUCAAAUAUUUAGUAAUAAAGGGAAGCAAUCUUUAACAGUACAUGAUGUGCCCAUGUAGAAUGCAUUUUUCUUCUCUCAACAUUUUUACUACUGUUUCUUGUGAAUACUCAGAACUCAUCCUUGCUUACCUUACCUGACACGUACUGUAUUCAAUGCCCAGAGCUUUCAGCAAUACUGUAGAAACCUCAACCCUGAACAUUCACUGUUGGAAGAAUUUACUUUUUUUCUCUGCUGUAACAUUUGAAGGUUUUUGCUGUUCCAUGCUAACCUCUUUGCUGAUUUCCAACACAAGAAACUUGAGAAGGUAAACAGUGAAAGAUCCUAUUGCAACACUAAGGCAGAACAAACCACUGCCAAAGCCAGAUGUUCAUCCUCACAUUUUUCAUCUGAGAAUUACUUCUCUGCAAAGACAUGAGCAACGCUUCACAAUGAGAGCACAAACCAGUUGUGGAAUCACACAGGUAAAUCCUUCCCAACAACCAGCUCAUGACCAGAGUGAGCUUCACAGCACAGCUCCUACCCACACUGCAGUAACAGUCCUGCUGUGUAAGACAAAUAGCAGGUCUCGAGCACCAGCACAAGACUGCAUGCAUCUCCUUCCCUUUCAGCCUUGAAAAAUGCUGAAGAAUCUUUAUGGUUAUGUGCUUCCUUAUCUAGACAAAAAUCAACACACAGAACGCGCAUGCUGCUUUCUCACUUUACAGUAACAAGGAUCUGUCUGGAAAGACUUUAAGCAUCACUAUCUUAAAAACAGGUUAACCAAGAUCUUCAACGCUGCAAAGCCUUCUAUUUGCUUUGCUUUCAGACUGCAGAUACAUACAAGUAGGGAAGAAAAAAAAAAGUUACUCUUACCCCUUUCUAAUGUAUCUCUAAGCCCUCCACAACACCUCUGAAAAGCCUCCAAAGCAGAUGUGUCCUUUAAGCACCACCAGAUCCCAUCACAUAACCAUAGUAAAAAAGCAGCCAACCAUUUUCCCAAUGAUGAGCAUGCUACCUAUUGCAAGCCUGUUGUGUGACAGUCAUCACAUCAGCUAUCAAUCACUGAGCUUAGAGAAAGGAGCCCAUCCAAGCAGCAGGAGAAAAAAAGACUUCAAAGAAUGCAACCUUAUUUUCCAAACAGGCUCAGAUGAAGCAUACCGCAGCUAUGAUGAACAGGCACCCGCGUGGCAUUCUUCUGCCAGCAGGCUGUUUACUAUGCAUGAAUGUGGGGCAGCACAGGAAUAACUGGGUGCUAGUAUGACAUCACUUCUUGUUUCUAAUGGCUCUUAAUGUCCUGAAAGUUAAGAUAACUAAGAUAAGCUGAGACACAAUCACAACAGCUGUUAUUUUAAUUCUACCACCAAUUCUCAGGCACAUACUGUUUUCUAUCAAGCCAGAGCAAGGACCUUUGGAACACAGGUGAUAAAGGAGGUGCAUGAGGCUGCUGGAAUUGUGCGCUGGUCAUCUGGGAGCCAUAGCUUUCCUCACCUAGACAAGGUGAACACGUGGAGACCUGAGGAGCGGCAAGGAAGGGGCUGAGAACCCCAAGACAGAAAACAGAAGUGACAGCCCCCCAACAGUUUUGUUAUUACAUUCAGCAAUGGAAGACCCAAAAGUGACAGAGUUCUUAUUUCGACCAUUCUGAAAUACAGUUAAAAAGAAAAUAUUCUUUCUAGAGGUCAGAUAAAGUCAAAUAGGCUUUGGGAAAGCAUGCAGAAAAUAGAUAUUGCGGCUUUGUGCAUAGCUCUGCACCUAUGUCACUACUAAAGGAAAUAAAAUUCAUAGAGCCAGAACUCACACAGCUUUUCUGGAUCCCUAUGACUGUGUAGAUCUACCAGCUGAAGUUGCAAUUACAUUUCAACUACAACUUUUCCCCAUUAAUUUGAAGUGGAGGCAUACAGGCUUCCACUUAAGCAGAGGCUGACAGUAAGUUAAUGCAGAGAACAGUUUAACCAAGAGAUUACUUCAAAAAAGCUCCUGAGUCCCAGAAACAGAUAAUCCAAGUAAUGUGAUGAGCAAUACUUGUACCCAUAGCACAGAGAUCUGGAAUCACCAUGUAGCAACAACAUUUCAGUCAUUUACAGUGACUCAGAAUUGCACAGACAAGAGCAGCCACCCCUGAUACAGCAGUUUGGAAACAGCUGAGCGUAUCUAAGAACAAACUCCUGGACCAGCACACAGAGAUUGCACACCUCCAGCUCUUCCAGCACCUGGGUAGUUGCAGCUUGUGGUGCAAGCAGCCGCUCUAUCUCGUGAGCACAUCUCCUCUGAUGUGUCAUUCAAAACUGAAGGAAGAUGAGCACAGCUGUUGAGUCAGCGGCAGUCAGUUAAAGCAGCACUGUCAGUUGUAUAACAAACAUGCCUCCGUAACUACAGACCGCAUCCAACCCAACACAUUUCACAGCCUCUGAAGACUUAUGUAACAUUUGCAUCCACUUUUUUCCUUGUCUAAAAAUUCUGACCCACCCACUGCUGCUGGUGAAUAAAGUUUUCAUUUAAACACUCAGAUUUAAGUUUAUUCAUAUAUGGCAAAAGUUCCACCUGCGUAUUAAAAACAAACAGAUUAGAAGUAAAUGUUUUAUUCUUCCAACUAAAUUCCAGUACUACAAGGGCAGUAAAACAAUGAUACACUGAAAAAUUGCAGCAAUAAACAUUUGUUAAAGACUGAGAGAAUAAAUAAAAACUACAAAAAUGAGAAAUCAUAUAAACCCAUUCUUAACCCCCAAAAAAGUCAUGGAAUACAGAAAUGCCCUCCUUCACUAUUUCACAGGCAGUACUGUGGGCUAUUUGCUUAAAAUUGUCCUGGGAUUACAUUCUAAUUUAACUGUGAUUACAGCUUUGUUGUAGUGCACAGUUAUGAAAACCACACUAACUUCAGUCAGAAGUGUCAUUCUACAUUUUUAUUUACACAACCAGUGAAGGGCAACUUCUAGAACAUCAGCUUUAAUCCUUUACUUUUUCAAACUUAUUAACAUAAGAAGCCAAAUUGUAAUGAUACAGCAAAUGAGGCCACUGGUAUUAUUACAGGUAGCAAAGGUCCACAUCCAGGUGGUACUGACAUCAGGGAGCACUCCAAAACCAGUUGCUGCAUAAGAGUGGUUGCCACUGACAAAAGCUUGAAAUAACCUGUGUUCACAGGGGGAAAAAAUAUGGCAUUGCUGCAAGUCAUUACUGGGACAGCUUGCAACAAUAAAACGGGGUGGAUAGGGCAGCCCACAUAUGCAGAAAAUGUGAUUCAUGAAACGUCUGCAAAGAGGAAAAAAAAAAA
Messenger RNA from Phasianus colchicus (ring-necked pheasant), 7441 nucleotides. It is a transcript of the gene ORC3, whose product is annotated as origin recognition complex subunit 3. Gene Ontology annotation, molecular function: DNA replication origin binding. Gene Ontology annotation, biological process: DNA replication; DNA replication initiation. The record is from RefSeq and is a predicted model, not a curated record. Gene Ontology annotation, cellular component: nuclear pre-replicative complex; DNA replication preinitiation complex; nuclear origin of replication recognition complex. NCBI's taxonomy places the organism in Eukaryota, Metazoa, Chordata, Aves, Galliformes, Phasianidae.